AUGGGGGAGUGGGACGAGGACAAUACCAAGGACGGAGCCACUAUCCACAUUCUCCGAAAUGCCAGAAUUCCGGAUGCCCACACUGAAUCCCAAAUGAUCCUCCUUGUUUUGAGCCUCUGCCUGGCUACCGAGUUGCACCAGUAUGCUGCGGAGGGAUCCUUGAUGCUAGACGAUGUGAUGACCACCCACGUGGAGCAACAGAAUGAGAUCUGUGACAAACACAAUGCUCUCAGGAGACAAGAGGGUGGCAAAAACAUGCUGAAAAUGAAAUGGAAUGCUAAGAUUGCGGCAAAUGCGCAAAAAUAUGCCGACCAGUGCAUUUACGAACACAGUCCAAAGGCGAGCAGAAAAAUUGAUGGCAGAAACUGUGGUGAAAACCUCUUUAUGUCAAGCACAAUCUUCCCGUGGUCUUAUGUAUGCGAGUCUUGGUAUAAUGAAAAAAAAGACUUUGUGUAUGGUGUUGGAGCAUCCCCAAAAGGUGCAAUGGUUGGCCAUUACACCCAGGUUGUUUGGGCUACAACUUAUGAGAUGGGAUGUGGUGUGGCCUACUGUCCUAACCAAGGAAAGCUCAAGUAUUUCUUCGUUUGUCAAUACAGCCCUGCAGGGAACGUGGAUGGUAAACGUGAGACUCCCUAUAAAAAAGGAACUCCAUGUGCGGACUGUCCAGAUCACUGUGAUCAAGGAUUGUGCACUAAUCCCUGUCUACACAAUAACCAAUACAGCAACUGUGAUCCCUUAACAAAGCAAUGGGGAUGCAACCACCCAGAUCUAAAGGAGGAAUGUAAGGCUUCUUGUAAGUGUACCACUGAAAUAAGAUAAAGUCUCCCCGAGUACUUGUUUAUGCAACGCAUGGCUUGUGUUAAAAACAUAACUUCUACUACUGCUU
Molecule: messenger RNA, 886 nt
Organism: Gekko japonicus
Lineage: Eukaryota; Metazoa; Chordata; Lepidosauria; Squamata; Gekkonidae
Product: cysteine-rich venom protein helothermine-like
Exons: 8
Coding region: 1-819 (272 amino acids)
Cellular component (GO): extracellular region
Source: RefSeq, a predicted model, not a curated record